Messenger RNA from Sander lucioperca (pikeperch), 3380 nucleotides. RefSeq names its product A kinase (PRKA) anchor protein 8-like (gene akap8l). The transcript is spliced from 13 exons. The record is from RefSeq and is a predicted model, not a curated record. The coding region runs from base 188 to 2272 and encodes 694 amino acids. Gene Ontology annotation, molecular function: DNA binding. Gene Ontology annotation, cellular component: nucleus. NCBI's taxonomy places the organism in Eukaryota, Metazoa, Chordata, Actinopteri, Perciformes, Percidae.
AUAUAUUUGGAAUACUGUUUCUGUUUUUGAGGCCUUGGUGAUCACGUCAUUUUUUGCGUACGUCUCGUCUCUUUGAAAGAGCGCUACGUACUCAACCCGAAGGCGUUACUACUGCUGCUGGAGCUAUCACUGCUUGUUUCGAUCGGAUUGUCUGAACAGCGCACUCCGAACAGCGCACUAAAAUACAAUGGACGGCAGGAGCUACGGAUCUGGUUAUUCCAGUUGGGGAGGUGGCGGGUCAGGCAGCAGAGGUUCUGGUGGCUUUGACCUGUAUGGGGGAGGUUAUAAAGACUCAAUGUCUGGGCUUGGGGGCUAUGGGGGAGGAGGCCACAUGAAGAGAGGCCUCUCAGGAGCGUCCCUGCUCUCAUCCACAGGCACACAUGCAGAUGCAGUAAUUGCCAAGAUUAACCAGCGCCUGGACAUGCUAACUCAGUUGGAGGGGGGGAUGAAAGGGACUCGAGGUGACAGGUAUGACCACUACGAGUCAUUCGACUCGCGCGCCUCCGCUCUCACCUCCUCCCGAGAUCUCUACAGAUCUGGCGGCGGUAGCUAUGGUUAUGGCGAUGGCCGUGAGGACAACAUGCUGUUGAGUCAGCGAGGAGGCUCGGGCUUCGGAGGGGGAAUUGGGCUAGGGGGAGGAGGAGGCUUUGACAGCCCCUCCUCUUCCUAUGGAGUCGCUAAAAUGCGACAGAAUAUGAGGGAGUCCUUCAACAGUGGCCAGGGAGGAGGCUCUGGAGGUGCAGGAUGGCCUGGAGCAGGCCGACGUUCCCCCAGAAGGGGUGGAAGUGCCGGGGGUCGAGGAGCUGGAGGAGGGUUUGGAAGCCGCAGGUCUGACCCCACUCCAUUAGGAGGAGGUGGGCGGGGCAGUGGCAGUGGUGGCCAGGCCCACCGCGGCCACUCUCCAGGAGGUGGUAGAGGCAAGCUCCCAUCCCUCCUGUCCAACCGCAUGUACCCUGAGAGUGGGGGCUUCCAUCAGGGUUCCACUCAAGGGCCUCACGACUUUCCUGGGAGGCAUUUUGGAGGGGGCCCACGGGCUGGCCGGCAGCGAGGCCGCAAGAGACCCCUCAACAAACAGGUGAAGCCGCAGCGUGACGUCCAGAAGAAGAGAAAGCAGACUCUUACUGCAGCCGAUGAGCCAGAGUCGAAGAUGAACAAGACCGAGAGUUCUGGGUCAGAAGCUACCCAAGAGCAAGCAGAGAAAAAUGGGGACGGCAGUGAACCAAAAACUGCAGAUCCGGAGACAAACCCAACUGCAGAUGGAGAUAAAGCUUCACCCAAACAAGAGGAGAAGAAAAGUCCACAGGGCAAACAGACUCCGACCCAAAGUCAGGACAAGCACCCAAAAAUGAGGAAGAGGAGGGGCUUCCUGGAAAGGGUGAUGUUUGCCUGCUCUGUGUGCAAGUUCCGUUCGUUCUACAAGGAGGAAAUGGAAACUCAUCUUGACAGCCGCUUUCACAAGGACCACUUUAAGUUCCUUUCCAGCCAACUGUCCAAGCCCACUACAGAGUUCCUACAGGAGUAUUUACAGAAUAAGUUUCAGAAGACAGAUCAGAGGGUUGGCCAGUUGGAAAACCACAGUGCUGCCAUCUGCCAGGUGUACAAAGAGCAGGACCUCACCAGGGAUCUUGGUAUGGAGCACUUCAUGAGGAAGGUGGAAGCCGCUCACUGCGCAGCAUGUGACCUUUUCAUUCCAAUGCAGCCACACCUGAUACAGAAACACAUCAAGUCACCUGACCAUAACUACAACCGGAAGGGUAUGAUGGAGCAGUCCAAGAGGGCCAGCCUGUCAGUUGCUCGUAGCAUCCUCAAUCACAAAGUCAUUGGCAAAAAGCUGGAGAGCUACCUCAAGGGUGAAAACCCGUUCACUGGUAACCAAGACGACCAGGAUCCAGAAGACUCAAUGGUGAUGGACGUGUCUGAGAUGGAGUUAACAAACGAGACGGCAGACAACCAGACAGAGGCGGCAGCAGUCAAGGAUGAGCCGGCAGCUGAGGAGGAGACGGGCCAAAAGGCCGCCGAGGGUGAAGCAGCAGCAGCAGCAGCAGCAGCAGAGGAGGAAAAGAUGGAGGAGGAUCUAGGAAUGGAGGGAGAGGAGGAGCAGGGCAACCAGGAAGAAGACGAAGGUUUUGAAAUUGGAGAUGAGGAGGGAUAUGUGGUGCACGAUGAGAUUGGUGAAGAGGGAUUACAGGGUGAGGAGGAGGACGAGGAGGAGGAGGAGGAGGAAGGAGUAGAGGCGGCAGAGGUAGAGGAGGAAGACAAGAACGAUGAAUGAACUUUGCACCCUGUGUGUGACUUCUCGACCUUAACAUCUGUCUGGACCAGUCGAUGACCCCCGCAGUCCCAUUCAACCCAAUCUCAUUGCCAUGUAUAUUAAGAAAUAUACAUACCUGCUCCCACCAUUUUCCACCGUCUGAUGAGCUUGUAUGAUUUUAUUUUUUGUUAAAGGAAUAGCUUCACGUUUCGGGAAAUACUUAAGCUACGUAACGGUCUUAUGGAUGUCUACCAACUGUUCUUUAGAGGUGUUGAUAGACUAAUGGUGCGUUCAGACGGAGGCGUUGCAAAUAUUUGCGUCGCUUUAAUCGCGGGAUCAUAUUGGGAUCAUUUGUGUAUAUAAUCGCAUUACUUCCGUCAGUGUAAAGCUGCUCCGUCAACUAAACAACAGGCAUAUAAUUUCAGAAUUUACCAUGUAGUCCAACUUUCCUGCUUACUUUUCCACAAGAAAAGCUUUUUUUUUUGUCUGGUCUCUGUACAAAUGAGGUACUGUAGAACUCUGGGUGCCCACAGACCGCUACAAUAAUUUGUUCCUCCUUUCUGAUUCAACGUCAGGACAUCAGGAGAAUCUAAACACUGAUAGGAAUUUCGCGACACUGUAUCACGUGAAUUCUUCGCUCUGGUUAAACUAUUCCAACUUGCAUGAAUUUUGGGUCCUUUUCUCGCGGCGCCCUCAAGUUUGCAUCUUUGCAUUGACUUUGUAUGUAAUCGCGCCACCGAAUAAUAGUCUAAACGUACCAUGUGUUUUUCCUAGAAUGUAAAACAAUUGCUCUUAAUAAUUUUUUUGUGUGUGCCUUUUGUUCAAAGAAUACUUAAUUUCGAUUCAUUUCUUUAGAAUUGUUUAAGAAAUGUAAAGUUGAGAGAUAUCGUGUACUUUUUUUUUUUUUUUUUUUUUUUUUCCAUUUUACAUGUCGGAGCUAUGUCCUAGCAUUGUGUAUUGAUGAUUUUACAACCUUUUGGUAAAAUCUAGAACAUGUUGGGCUUUUUAUUCUACAGCUGGGGUGAUGAGGGGACUGCCUGUAGAAUAAGUAUGGAAUAUUUAAAAUGAAUAUCAGUCAUGUAACGAACAAUCUUGUUUCAUUCUGUAUAAGAAAUAAACUUGUUGAAUA